Messenger RNA from Rotaria socialis, 840 nucleotides. The record is from the annotation of a GenBank genome assembly. Lineage: Eukaryota; Metazoa; Rotifera; Eurotatoria; Philodinida; Philodinidae.
AUGAUUCGAUUUAGCCUAUUACAUCUAUGUGCGUGGCAUCUUGUUCGAUGGUGCUUAUAUGGAAAUUUCCAAAAAUCAAAGAACAUUCUAAUAUCCGAACCAGAAUGGACAACAGAAAUAAUCAGUACAAUUUAUCGUCGAAUGACUAUACCUUUUCAACUAGUUAGUAUGAUGUUACUGGGCAACUGUCUCAUGAAAGUCACUACAUUGCCAUUUACUAUCAUUGGUAGCAUUGCAUGGUGGCUCCUGCUUUACUUGAAUACUCCAACAAUAUACAAAGUAAAAAGUUCACUCGAUAAAGUAAUUUGCUUCUCCUCACUUGUACUUCAUUACUUGGAUACACAAGUACUGAAUCCUGAGAAUCAGUCGAUGAUGAAUAAUGUUUUUAUUCAUAUACUAUCCAUGUCUACCAUCAUGUUAUCAGGAGUAAUUUUAAUGGAUUUAUCAAUGGAUUUGUUGGAAUUUCGUACACGUGCAGUGGCUAAUGCAUUAGUUCGUAUUUCUCGUUAUUAUACAUUGAUAUUUCAAGUUCGAACUAAUAAUAUCAUAUAUUUGAUAUUUUUUCUACAAUCAUUAAGUGCUGUUUAUUACUUUACAUUUAUAUCUACAACUAUCAUAGUUUUGAGUUUUGGAACGAUAUUUUCAGUUUUCUUCAUAAUGAUAUUAAUCUGGAACAUUGUAGUAGUUGGAUUCUGUCAAUAUUCCAAACUUGAAAUCCCUCUACCGGGUACUCAUCGACCAAUACCAAUUGGUUUUGAGUACGUUUUAUUCUAUUAUAGUGCGACAGUUUUUCAUUGUACUCUUUUCAUUGCAUUAAUUGUUACUGAAAUUGUUCUGUGA